Messenger RNA from Suillus fuscotomentosus, 903 nucleotides. RefSeq lists its product as uncharacterized. The record is from RefSeq and is a predicted model, not a curated record. Lineage: Eukaryota; Fungi; Basidiomycota; Agaricomycetes; Boletales; Suillaceae. The transcript has 3 exons. Bases 1 to 903 code for a protein of 300 amino acids.
AUGGCACGUAUCGCAUCCAACCCUACCUCUGACGUUGAGCCCGACUUCGCGUCAGCCACCUUCGAAGGGUUAAGAAAUCGCAUCAUCGGAAACUCGCAGACAACACACGCUGAAGCAGCCAACAAACUCACAGUGGGAUGGCAGCAAGACUGCGACAUUCGCGUUGCCGCUUGGAACCAGCAAGUCACCGAAGACGCUAGACUCGCGGCGGAACAAGCCCAAACCAUGCGAGAACUGUUGGAACAAGAGGAAUGGACACGUGAGCAAGAAGCAGAGAACGAAUGCUGGGAGGCCAAGAAGAAAAAGCCGAAGAUAAACGACUUCAUGGUAUGUACCUCCGUCAGUGAUACUCUUACCCCCCAUCCGUCCCAGUAUGCCAUCCACAAACUCAAAUCGUUUGAGUACGUGGAGUUAUGGUACUUCAGCCCCGACGGAUGCAAAGAAACUGCAGACGAGGCCAAGUCCUCGGCAGACGGGACCUUCGGUUUCACGAAAGUGGAAGACUUCGUGGCCCUAAAGCCUGUCCGCCAAUUCGACAUGGCAAAGAACAGUUUCCUCCUUUACAUAAACAAGCUCAACUGGCCGGAGAAGCACCAACACGCCAUCACAAUGUUCUUUAUGAACAUCGUAUCCCACCCUCAACGCGCUGAACCCUUUGGGGAACGCGCGUUACUUCUUUAUGCUGCCCGUGUACGCCGAGACUGGCACGACACGCUGACCCUCGAUAAUGCAUUCGACAUUAGCGUCUUUAACCCAAUGCUCCUCAAGAAUAUGGCAGAAGAAGUGUGGAAUAAGUUGCAUCUGGAAAGCUUGAACGAGAUGCAGCAAGCUAUGGCUACACAGCAGCCCGCUCACGAACCCCAAACCUCUUCCCAACGCAACCAGCACAAGAGCCAGCCCUGA